Zophobas morio is the source of this 919-nucleotide messenger RNA. RefSeq lists its product as uncharacterized. Lineage: Eukaryota; Metazoa; Arthropoda; Insecta; Coleoptera; Tenebrionidae. Bases 1 to 534 code for a protein of 177 amino acids. The record is from RefSeq and is a predicted model, not a curated record. The transcript has 5 exons.
AUGGAUAAAAACUUCAUUACUAUUUCUAUCAGGGCAGUUCUGUGUGGGGUCGGGGUAGAUUUAGCGUUCCAUAAACACAACUCGGGCUACUACCUUAUAGGCGAAUCAAUUACCGUUCUUGUGCUGGAAGUAACAUGGGUGGUAACGCUGUUCUUACAGCUCUGCGUGAGGACCGAGAGCCGCUUUUUCCGCUGCUGGUCGAUCUUCACGUGGCUCGAAGGGUGGAAGAAGAGCCUCCUGUACGCCCCCAUGGGAGCCGUGCCCCUCAUUUGUCCUCACAAGCUCUGGCUUUCAUACGUGGCGGCGGGGCAGCUCGUCGCGCUGGCCUUCUUCCAUAUUGUAUUAUCCUUCAAAGGACGCAGACGGAGGAAACGAAAAGAUAGACUGAUUCACGGCGAUAUUGACAGUUUCGAAAGCAGUAAAUUCGAAGAAGUUACCGAAGUUCUGGACGACGGACUCCCCGAGCCUAUUCCCGGCAGCAGUCACUCCCUUUCGGAUAGUUUAGCCGAACAGGACACCAUUCUUGAAAUAUGACCUGAACUGCACCAGCCUCCGGACUUGUUUAAACAUAUUGUAGAUUCCGGACAUUGGAGCGAAGUCGAAAGCGACGAUAUCAUUUCGUAAAACAACAAAGACUUUGUUUUCUGAUCAAAUACGGAGCUGCCGAUGCUUAGUUGCUCUUGCAACAAAUUUCACUCUACACGUUCGUUUUACGUACACUUUUUAUACUACGUAUAAAGGAUUUGCUUACAAGAUGUGUCUUCUGUCUUGCUUAAAUAUUUAAAGCCACGUAAUCGCUUCAAGACAGAACGUGCAUCGACCACAAUAUUUAACUAAGUGUAAAUAAGAGGAUGGUUCAUGCUAGAGAUAGAAAAAUGUACAUACACCUCUCAAAUGAGAUAUUAUAUGAAAGUGUACA